Hyalella azteca is the source of this 5708-nucleotide messenger RNA. RefSeq names its product glycerol-3-phosphate acyltransferase 3-like. Gene Ontology annotation, molecular function: glycerol-3-phosphate O-acyltransferase activity. The record is from RefSeq and is a predicted model, not a curated record. Lineage: Eukaryota; Metazoa; Arthropoda; Malacostraca; Amphipoda; Hyalellidae. Gene Ontology annotation, biological process: triglyceride biosynthetic process. The coding region runs from base 102 to 1853 and encodes 583 amino acids. The transcript is spliced from 5 exons. Gene Ontology annotation, cellular component: endoplasmic reticulum.
GUAAACAUGAAGUGCUUUUGUGCUUCUUGAUAUUUUAUCUAAGUUUGGAAACGUUCAUUUCUGCUGAAUUAUAAUUAGUUUGUGUUCAAAGUACAUUUAACAUGGAAUCUCUACUCGGAUCGUUGUUAUUGAUCCAUUUCUGCUUGUUUGUUUUUCUAUUUUUAAUAGCUGCCUGCGGCCGACGACUUGGAUUAAGAAAAAGAUAUAUUCAAUUGCUUCUUAAACUAUUCCAAUUCAGCCAAAACAGAGUUGAGGAAAGAAGAAGAGAUCGCUUCCCAUCUGUGUCUCUUGAUGAGUCUGACAUUGUUGAGGAUAUCCAACAAUUAUCUUUCAGCCAGCCCAAGUAUUUGGGUUUGCCUGAAGCCGAUGAGAAUGGGUUUCAUAUGAGUGAUAUAUUAGAGUACAUUAGGGCGGGAGUGUCAGCCAUUGUUGAAGACACAGUUCUGACGAAUUUUGUUCCUGAAGUGCCUCCAUGCUGGAACCUUCUUACGCGAACCAAUACGCGGGAUUACGAGUUUGUCAGCUGCCGACUCACGCUGCUAUGGAUGAGUGGCUUCCUUAUUCGAUAUUUGUUUCUGCUGCCAACAAGAAUGAUGGUCCUUUUAACUGGGAUGCUCAUUCUGCUUGCAUGCACUGUUGUUGUCGGAGCAUUCCCAGAAGGUCCAACUAAACGUAAAUUGAAUGGGCGCCUGAGCAUUUUUUGCUUUGAUUUUGUGGCGGGAUCUCUUUCUCUGUUUGCCACGUUUCACAACACGGAAAACCGGCCGAAGUCGGGCAUCACAGUGGCCAACCACACUUCUCCUAUUGAUUCCAUGAUUUUAUCCACCGACAACGUUUAUGAUAUGGUUGGACAGAGACAUGGCGGCUUGUUGGGCUAUUUCAUGACCCUGCUGAGUCGCAGCUCAACCCACAUCUGGUUUGAGAGAAGCAGUGCCAAAGAUCGCUCCGAAGUCUCACGAAGACUGAAAGAGCACACUGCCAAUCCCGAGCUCCCGCCUAUCUUGAUCUUCCCGGAGGGCGUGUGCGUGAACAACACUUCGGUGGUGCAGUUCAAAAAGGGUGCCUUUGAGAUUGACUCGGUCAUUUAUCCUGUGGCUAUCCGCUUCGACUCGCGCUUCGGUGACGCGUACUGGUGGCAGGACGCGUUCUUCUCGUACGUGCUGUACACCAUGACAUCCUGGGCCAUAGUGUGUGAUGUCUGGUAUCUGCCGCCCGUCACACGCCAGCCUCACGAGACUGCCAUAGACUUUGCUAACAGAGUAAAAGCAGCAAUAGCAGUGAAAGGCGGCCUGAGUGACGUAUCAAUCGAUGGGUUUUUGAAAGCCAACCCCCCCAAAGCUGACCUCAAAUCUCAAUAUCAACGAGAGUUUGCCAAGCACUGCAUGCCAGAUACAUCAGAUUGUUUUAUAACACAAAACUCUUCGUCAGAUCACAAGGCAGCUAUGGAUGCAUUUGCACGCAAUAUUACAGAACGCUCGUCCCUCUCCCGACGCGUGAGCAACUCAUCCGCUCAGCCCAACACGUCCCAAAUUUAUAUCCCGGAUGCCCAGUUUGAAAUGCAGUUAGUGGAUUCUCCGACCAAAGUUGCAACAGUCGAUGAAAGUAACGUGGCUACACUGCCAUCUUUAGAUGACUUCGAAACAAAUAUUGUUGAUUGUUCAGAAAUUGUAUGUGAGUUUAAUGAGAGCAAUUUGGCUAAAUGCGCUGCAGUUGAUGGUACAACUGCUGCCGUGGAGGUGCGACGAAGACUCAAUGUGUUAACGUGUCAGAACAUUAAUCCCGACGAUGGAGGGUUAGCCGUCCAUGCCUCUAAUGAUCUUAAUCCUGAUCUGCUAAGAAUCUCAAGCACAUAGCUCAUUUUAUUUAGAGUUUCUCGUUAUUUAGCUUAUUAAGGUAUGAAUGUGAACUUGGCAAUUUGGCUGUGAAAAUGUUUGCAAUGUAUUAACUUCUGAUUUUAAUGAUCCUCACUCAAUAAGACUCUAGGCUGAACAAAAAUACCUCAGUUCCCUGCAUGUAACAAUUUCUCACCAGAUAGCGAGGUAAAGCUUCUUCUAGAAAAUAAGCUCGGGGCCAAGAUGAUUUGGUCAUCUAGGAGUUGCGCCUUCAAAAGUCUUCCUUUAAUUUAUUGGUUAUUUUGAUUAUGGAGGUAAACAUUUUUGGCCAGUUGACGCUUUAGGUUAUUGUCAUAUCAACUUCAUGAACUACCGCUUACUAUAGUAUAUAUAGCUAUGUUACUACUAAUAUUUCAUGAGGCAGUGCAGCUUUCGUGUUUCUUGUUCUCAUUUCAUUAUGUAAGUUCACGCAUUAUGUUGUAGAAUUGUGUCACUGAUGCUGGUUCUUGCAUUCUCUCACACCUCCACUGUCAUAUGUCAGAGCAUCGCAAUUAUCGUAAUUGACCUGUCGAAAACUCAAAUUAGGGUAGUUGACAGUGCCUCAUGAUUAAAUUUUAAUAAUAACACUCAAGAUGUUAACAUUCACGUUCUUAUUCCAGGCAGAGAUAAGCCCCUAGAGUUUUGGGAGUCAUGCUAACAUUUUGCCAUAAUAGUAUUGAAAUUUAUUUUUCAAUCGCACAGUUCUAAUGCUGUAUGUAGACAAUCGAGUUUAACCAUUGUACUAGUAUGUUGACAAUUUUUAGUUUAACCGCUUAUGUUCAAAAUUAUGAGUUUAACCACUAUAUGUUGACAAUUUGCACUUUAGCUGACGUUUUACUUAGUAUUUUUUUCAAUAAUAUGUCAUGUAAUUUCAACCGAAUCUCUUGGAGUUCUGCAAUCUUAGCUCCGGCUUAUUACGUCGCACUGAAUCGUUACGCUUAAGAGCCUCUUUCCUUGCCUCUACACUGGAUUAUUAGAUAUCGUGCGUGUUGCAUCAGCGACAUUAGUGCAGCCGUUUGUAAAGCGCUUUCUGCCAUUGGCGAUGCCCGUCAUUUCUAGGACUUCACGCAAAGCUUUGUUUUUUGGCAUCUCACAUUCUUAGCAUAAUUAACGAAUGUCAGGUAGGUACCUUUCUUAUUCGGUUGUGAGGAGCUUCACUAGCAGCAGUUUGCUCACUGCACCAGCUUGGCGAGGAGUGGGUGGGCCAUUGCUACUGAGUCUAAAUAUAUUAUGGUUAAUACAGGAUCGGAUAUUAGGUCAAACUUUCAUUUAUUUCAGGUGUAUACAAGAAACCAAGAGCCGGCUAAUGAUAGAUGUGCUAACAUCCAUGUCAUGAACUGAAUCCAGAUGAGCUUAGUCCCGAUAUAUUAUCACCAUUAGUUGAUGAAGAUUAUUCUUCUUUUAAUGAAACGCAUAUGUUGCGGAGAAGCCGCAACAUACACCCCAAAGUUUGUCUCAUCAUUUUAGUAUUAUUCUGUUUUCAGUUUCACUUACUUCACCGAGUGAUGGUGAUCCACUUGCAAAUGCGUCUCAAGUUUCUUGUAAGUCAGCAUCAACUUUGAUGGCAACGUUUAGCAGAGCCACGUUUGUUUUAGUCCGAAUUUUCUCAAAUAAGUAACGUGUUCAAUCGUAAAUGAACGAGGAUUCUUAACUGGCAUUUUAUGACUAAUCAUGAAUGUAGUAAAUCCAUACUUUUAAGUAUUUUUUUGGAAAUUCACAAUUGUCAUAGCACAACGUUAAAAGCCAUAAAUUAUUCUCAGAAUUGUUUAUUUUUAGUCACAAUGGUGUCAGUUUUCUAGAUUUAGAUAUUUUAUUUCCAUUGUUUUUUCGAAAGCAAGUGUGAAGACUGAUUCCGUUAGUCAAAACACUGCAACUGAUGUUCAUCGCCUGCGUGGUCGACGGCUGCUAAUGUUAUGGUGCCAGUGCUGGCCCUAACACAUUUACGAUCAAAUGGCUUAGUGCCUCGUGUUUCUCAUUGGGAAGAGAUCUGUUUUGAAACUUGACUAUUGUAUUUUGUUGUGACGUUAUUUUUUAAUUAAAGAUGCAUCUUGAAUAGGAUCUGCUUGAAUUUUUUUUAAUUACGCUCACUGUUCUUCACGUAAACCACGUAAAGAUUAUUGCACUAAGGAGAUUUAGUGACUAGCAAAAAUGGUUUAACAAAACCCCAAAGUAUAUUUUUUCUGUGGCUGUUUUGAUUGCAUAAUUUAAGGCGUGUAUAGUUUUCGAUAUCAGCUUUCACAGGUUUUCCGCUUAUAUUGCUCACAUUUUCUGAUCCCAUUGCAUCCUGUUGAUAUCUUCUGAAUCGCGCUAAGUAGUUGCCUGCUAAUUAAUUGGGACCCGUUGAACUUCGGUUCUCCUCGCCGAUCAGUCUCGAGCUUCUUGAAAUUCUUCACUAACACUAAGCCUCAGCACACACGCACGAUAACGCAGUGAUCGCUCACUGCCUGCACUCGCGGGCGAGUCGAUCAAGGCGUCUCCUCGCGUUAUGGUAUAUAAUCGAAGUUACUAUAAACAACUUCCUAGUUACUAACUAAACUCCAGCGACCUUGUCUUAGCUGUGACGCUAUCGGACGCCAAGGUAUUCAUGGUGACCUGAUCUUGUAAAGCAGCAGCGUCGAAUUAGCCUGCGAGGUCCGAUGCUAUAAUAUUGUAAUAUCUGUUCAUUUACUACGAACUUGCUAAUCUAUUAUCUUAAUUUUCCUUGACGACGGACUUCAGUUUAGGUUUUUGUAAUUUAUUCGUUAGGUUGCUAUCUACAACUAAAAUCCUGUAUUUGAUUUUGAUGGUAAGGGUUGAAUUUGGUUUAUCCUAAGUGAUGUGUAGGCUUUCUUGUGGGAGUGUAUAUUUAGAAAUUGCCUGGUUAGGUUGAUUUUGAACAGCGCAACUCUAAUUCAAAUUUGUGAUUGUCUUAUCCUAUGGUCAAUGUUCCUGAGCGUCCAAGCGUUAUUUCCCAGAUACUUCUUGCAUCCAGUAAAGGAACAUCACUACAACUUUGAUUUAUGUCUCACUGCACACUGCCAGAGUCUUGCUUACGGAGGGUUUCGUACCUGAUAUUUGACAAAAAUAUGUUAGGCUAUUAAGAAUGUUAAUUAAAAGUUAGGCUAUUUCUGAUUAAUGUAGAUUGAACAGAACAAUAUUGUUCUCUUCAGUCUUUUCUUGCUCUGAUAAAGCUUUAGAGUGCAUUCAAAAGUACAAUCUUGUUCGGAAUCUCCAAUUAGCUAUAAUCGUUAUGUUUUUAGCAGUGUUGACGUGUGGUCAUUAACAAUGCGGCAGGUUUUAUUAUCCGAACUUACAUCUAACGGUUUAAAUCUAAACUGAGGUAGUGAAAUUAGUCGAAUAUAUCUUACGUUGCCAGAAUUUUAGUUCAAAUUGAACUUUCACCUGUUGCUGCAAGUAAUGAAUUGAUGACGAGUUCACGACUCAUUGUGAGGGAGGUGCCGGUGCAUCGCUAUGCCUCGUUCGUGUCGGAGUCGAUUCAGACACGAUAUUCUGUCCCUAAAAACGGCUGUCCAAGCUUGGCUUUAUGACCUUCCGUUCAUUUAUGCAUGCAUUAAUUAAUUAAUGAAUAAAUAACUUUAAUUUUGAUAGGAUGUAAAUUCCCGAGCAUAAAUAAUAAACCUGGUAAUGUAUUCAUCAUUCCCAUGGUCUGAAGAAGUUUUUGUUUUCGAUUUCGCAUCCAAAAUUUUAAGGUAUGUGCUUGGUUGUGUUUUUUAAGUUUAUCUCUAUUUAUUUCCUCCAGUAAUGAUCAUGAUCACUGCUUGGUUGUGUUUUGGUUGUUUGUUUUAUCUGUAUUUCCUCUAAUGACGAGAAUGACUUCGAGAACAACAACUUCGUCAA